UUUUAUUUUCGGUCUCCUGUAGUAUUUGUUCGUGGAGUAAUGUGACUUACACAUCCACAAAGUUUAGUGAUUUAGUUAAAACAAUUUAUAAAGAAAGUUAUUCGGUGACAACAGUGGUUUUCAUUGGAGUGGAUGAUGGAUUUUUGACAAACUUCAUGACAUCUUCGAAUUCCGGCAAUCCUGUUAUAAUUUUCAAUGACUUUACACGGAUAAAUGAUGAUUUUCUAUUCAAUGUAUUACUUGUGGUACAAAUUCACUCCCAGAAGAAAAAUCAAGAAAAGCAGGAUGAUUUUCUAGUACAAUUAGUUCCGAAACUUCGAAUUCGAAAAUUCGUUAUUAUUUUGGCAUUUGACAAAGCGACUCUUCUAGAUGCAUUUUUGUUCUUUGACAAGUAUAAGUUCACAAGAAUUUAUGGAAUUGAAAAAGGACUUUCAACGUAUGCAUAUCUUCCUUUUGCUGAUAAUCACAUCCAGAAACUUUCGAACGAAACUCCCCUUCCAAAUGCAUAUAAGGAUCUGAAUGGAUUCAAAUUUCGAACAACCAUACAAGAUGAUAUUCCAAGAGUUUUUCGAUAUCCAGACAAGCAAGGUAAGAUGGCAGUUGGAGGGUGCUUUGGACAAAUCUUUACGAAUUUUUUGCGUCGACACAAUGCAAAUUAUGAGGAAGUAAUAAUAAAGGAUUGUGACAGUAUAUGCUUUCCAAAAAUACUUAAAGCAAUAAAUAAUAGUGAUGUGGACUUUAGUACGAAUAUUUACACGCCAAUUCACGGCUUCGAUCAUAGUUACCCUGUUAAAAUUCUUGGAUUGGGGGUUAUGGUGGCAUUAAAUGGCAAUUUGGACUCGAAUCAAUACUUCCUACGACCUUUUUCAUUAAAAGUUUGGUUAGCAAUUGGACUUAUCGCCAUUUAUAUAAUUCUCAUGGAUUUGGUUAAGAAUCCGAACACAAAAUUGACAGUUAACGACAUUUGGAAGAGUUUCAGUCAGUUAUUGCUCAUGAUGCUGAACUCAUCAUCUGGUACGCAAAUCAAAAAAGACUAUCGAUUUUAUGCCCAGGUUUUGCUAAUGACGUUCAUUCUUGGGAACAUUUAUAACAAUUACUUCACAUCAUUUUUGACAGUAUUCAUAAAGAUGAAACAAUUCGAAACUUGGCAAGAUUUAAUUGACAACAAUAUUCGGGUUAUGAUGGCUGACUAUGAGCUUAAAACAGCUCAAGAAAUGAAUCUUUUGCCGGAUGUGCCCCAGAGCGUUUUUUAUCCAACUGAAUAUUCUGUUUAUGCUAAGGAGAGAAAUUCCAUGAAUAACUCAAAAUUUGCCUAUGCCAUUGGUGUUGACAGAGCCGAGUUCCUAAUUGGUUUGCAAAAACAUUUUGGCAAACCUCUAUUCCAUUUGACUCGUGAUGCUCUUAGUAAAGGAUAUAGUGUCUAUAUUUUGCAGAAACACUCUCCAUUCAAGGAGAUUCUCGAUACUUUCAUUAUACAGGUUCUUGAAACAGGAUUAAUAAUGAAAUGGGACCUUGAUGCCAUAAGACAAAGCAUGAUGGCUGGAUUUGAAAUAGGCCAUGCUGAUAAAGACCAACCAUCAAAUGGGCCUUUAGGUGUGAGAGAUUUGAUAUUUGCAUGGAAUAUUUUGAGAAUUGGUUUACUUUUAGCGUUGGUAGUGUUUUUGGGUGAAUUAUUUUUAAAGAAAUGUUUCUUUUUAUUCAAAAAAUAAAGUU
This is a messenger RNA of Eupeodes corollae, 1713 nucleotides long. RefSeq lists its product as uncharacterized. The record is from RefSeq and is a predicted model, not a curated record. NCBI's taxonomy places the organism in Eukaryota, Metazoa, Arthropoda, Insecta, Diptera, Syrphidae. The transcript has a single exon. Bases 156 to 1709 code for a protein of 517 amino acids.